Pyricularia pennisetigena is the source of this 1506-nucleotide messenger RNA. RefSeq lists its product as uncharacterized. Gene Ontology annotation, molecular function: zinc ion binding. Bases 1 to 1506 code for a protein of 501 amino acids. Gene Ontology annotation, cellular component: peroxisomal membrane. The transcript has a single exon. The record is from RefSeq and is a predicted model, not a curated record. NCBI's taxonomy places the organism in Eukaryota, Fungi, Ascomycota, Sordariomycetes, Magnaporthales, Pyriculariaceae. Gene Ontology annotation, biological process: protein import into peroxisome matrix.
AUGACGAACCCCAACUCAACAUUUGCCCAGGCGCAAGCCCGCCUCGCCGCCCGCCGACAAGAGCGCGAAACCGAAGCCAGAGCCCGUGCCGCAGCGGCACAGUCGGCAUCCCGUUUGCGCACAAAACUAGCCUCAUCCUCAUCGCCGCUGCUGCGAGGUCUUGGCAACUCGGCAUUGGAAUUCUGGGACGCCGCCACAUCUCGCGAAGGCACCAGGCCGGCUUUCCGCGUGGGUCAGGUCGACGCCGAGCUGCUGGACGAAGAGCUUCUGGGCCAACUGCGUUCUCAGGUCAGCGAGGGACUGCGAUACCUAGGCGGCGGCGGCGGCGGCAGCAGCAGCAAUAGGUUGGGGGACGACUGGGCACCCGAGAUACUGCUGGCCCUGCGCGCGGUGCUCUUCAAGCUUACGAUAUGGGACCACGACGCGACUUAUGGCGCUGCACUGCAGAAUUUGAAGUACACCGACGCAAGGAAUAAAAGCUCGGUCCCGGUGCCACCAUCUCGACUGCAAAAGGCCCUCUACGGCACUGUGACUGUUUGCGGCAAAUACGUGUGGACCAAGUGGGAAGACUGGCUUAUAGAUCAGGAUAAUGGUGCCUACGGCAGCCAGCAAGCGAGGCCGAUGGUACAGCGGCUGUCACGUCUGACAGAACUGGCUUCCAACAUACAUGCGGCGGGUGCCCUUGUGUCAUUCAUGGCCUUUCUCCUCAAUGGGCGAUACCGGACAUUGCUGGAUAGAAUACUACGGAUGCGGCUUGCGCCGCCAACAAGUCAGGUCAGCCGUGAGGUUUCGUUUGAAUACCUCAACAGACAACUAGUGUGGCAUGCAUUUACAGAGUUCUUGCUCUUCGUCCUUCCCCUCAUCGGCAUAAAUAGAUGGCGCAAGUGGAUCACGCGAACCUGGCGGCGCACCAAGGACGCCAUCACCGCAGGCACAGGUGGCGAGGACGAAGAGGGCGGCGAUAAGAAGGGCGAGUUUGCGUUCCUGCCAGAGCGCACGUGCGCCAUCUGCUACCAGGACCAGAACUCCGGUGCCAAUACCGAGGAAGAGAUACUGGCGGCAGCGGCAGCAUCAAGCGGCGUAAUUGGAUCCGCACAGACAGACAUUACAAAUCCAUACGAGACAAUACCAUGCGGCUGUAUAUACUGCUUCGUUUGUCUGGCCACGCGCCUGGAAAGAGAGGAGGGUGACGGCUGGGUCUGUCUGCGAUGCGGAGAGCUGGUCAAAGAGUGUAAGCCCUGGAGCGGGGACGUGCUGGAACCGAAAUCUUCAAAUAAAAGAUCACCAGGUACAAAGGCAGUUGCCUUCGUAGACGAUGUGGUUGUGGUAGACGAUAUGCCAAGAGACACGAUGUCUGUCUCUGACAAGGUUGAUGCGUCGGAAGCAACUGGACCAAUGACUGGGAAGGACAGCCUAUAUCGCGAAAGCGAUAGUAGCUCGGAUGAAGGAGGCUCAGAAGCCUAUGAAGAGGAGGAAGACGAGCUGGGCGAAGACUUGCGUCACUAG